AUGGUACAACGCGGUUUCGUCGCGUUCCUUGAAAUUGGGCUAAUCGAGGAGAAAAAGCCUCCGCCGCCGCUGGAUGACUCGCAACGGCUGUUUCAGCUGCUGUGGAUCGACGAGGACGAGAUCGAGCUCUUGCAAGGGUUCCUCGACUACACAUCGCAGCGAGGAUUCUUGCACCACAACGACAUUGCUUUGUUCUAUGACCAAAUCAAGUCGAAGCUCCAACUCGAUUUCAACAAGAAUCAGCUCGUGGAGAAGAUCCGAAGGCUGAAGAAGAAGUACCGGAACAUCCGUAACAAGAUUUGCUUCGGCAAGGAAUUCUCCUUCAAUAGCGCUCACAAUCAAGCCACCUUCGAAAUCUUGUGCAAGAUCUGGAGCAACGUGACUCCAAUCGGCGACAAUUCAUUGGAUGACUAUGAAAUCAACCCCAACCGUAGCCCCAACCCUAACCUUAAUUUUAGCCCUGUAAUUCUUAAGAAUGAAACGAUUUUCAGGAAUUCCACGGAGAAGAAAACACUGAAACGCUCUCGGCCUCGAUCGGCGGUGAAAAUCGAGCCAAAUGAAUUGAGUGCAAAAUGA
Glycine soja is the source of this 576-nucleotide messenger RNA. RefSeq names its product probable transcription factor At5g28040. Lineage: Eukaryota; Viridiplantae; Streptophyta; Magnoliopsida; Fabales; Fabaceae. The transcript is spliced from 2 exons. The coding region runs from base 1 to 576 and encodes 191 amino acids. Gene Ontology annotation, biological process: regulation of DNA-templated transcription. The record is from RefSeq and is a predicted model, not a curated record. Gene Ontology annotation, cellular component: nucleus.